GUUUGAAACAUUUAAAGGAAGGGGCAUAUUCAAACGGUGUACGUUACGUAUAAUCGUGUACAAAUUUCUCCCAAAUACACGACGCAAGGAGGAAAAAUCCACAUUUCCCCUCAAUAACAGACUUAAAGGCAAAAAAUCGACGUUUCUCGUUCAUUUACGCUUUCGUCCGCUUUUAUCUCCCCCUUGUUCUCAUAUAAGGGGGAACCAAUAAUUAUUGGUUGCUUGCAAGCCAAUUGGGUUGUUUUUGAUUUCUUGUUGUCAUCAUCGAUAUGAUAAAAAAAGUCAUUAAAAUACGAUGCAAAUCUGACUUACUGCGAAUUAUCAACGACACACCGAGCAUUUCAUACCUAGUUUUGCUAUUGUCCACAUAGGUGUGAAUUUCGCCUCUCGAAUUAACUGUAUGGAGCUUGUCGUCACGUAAUUCACUAAUUUCUUUGGAACUUCACAAAUUUUUUGAUAUAAUGUAGUCAUCUAGGACAUUGAAAGGCCAAAAAUUAUCGUUUCUGGUCCUUCAGUGUCAGUGAACUGACAAUCUGAUCCCUAAGUUGCACGAAGCUUCUAGGAUAUGUAGACCUUUCUAUCGAUAUUGGUGAUUUAAAAUAUCUCUGCUACUCAAUGUCAUUGUCUCGUUUCCUUCUGUGAUUAUAAAAAAACAGGAUUUCACUUAAUUUUAGAUAACUCCACUGAUAGGCGUACGGUAUUUGCAUAAUUAUCUGAUUUAUUUCAGUUCCUAAGUAAACAAAAACCACACAUCGGAUAUUAACUACUAAUUUGUUGACCUCAAAACUUGUUGGCAGUUGGCUGUAACGUUCAAAAAUUUCUCUGUGGAGGAAGACUCGUCUGUAAAUUUAAAACUAGUUAAUUUGACGGAUGUGCAUUAGGGUUGUAUCUUUGCCACAUCUAAAUCCACACUUACAAAUGUAGUCCGAUUUAUAACGCUAAGGUUUCUGAGAAACGGUUUACAAAUAUUUAGCACACAACUAACUUCCUUUUUUUCUGUUUCCUGAAUGAUGUGUCAUGGUCUGGAUCAGCAGUUUCGCCCCAUUAGGCGAGAAAUAACACAUAAAAGUCGUUAGCUCAGUGUAUUUAUCUACAAGAAAAGAUAUUGUGUAACUUUAAUCUACAAUACAUUCGUUCUAAGUGAACGAGCAUUGAAUUCAAAUCUUGUCCAGCAACACAAAGUGCCCUCCAGCCAAAUUUGUAUUGCGUAAAUAUAUCACAUAAUUCUGAUAAACUACGUCUUCUCAUUGCAUUAUCGAAAUGUGUUAGUGUUGUAAAUAACACCAAACCUCUAUGAUGUAAAUCAGAUGCACGUUCUCGGACAUGAAAACUAAAAGAAAACAUCCAUCAAGCUCAAAGUAUGAGAGAGGUAUGGCUGAGACACAAGUUUGUGGAAGUAAUUUAAGUAACGAAGCACACAGAGAAAUUCUAACAGCUAUGUGGGACUUUGAACAGUGCGAUCCGAAGCGCUGCUCAGGCCGCAAAUUAGUUCGUUUAGGAAUUACAAAGUUGUUACGGCUGAACGAAAGCUUUGGAGGCAUUGUUCUUACACCUACUGCGACUUGUGUCUUAUCUCCUGACACUGAUCGUCAGUUGAUGUAUAGUGGUGGGAUUGCUGUAGUGGAUUGCUCUUGGGCUCAAUUGGAGCAGACUGGAUUCAAAAAGUUGAAAUUUCAUCAUGGACGUCUACUUCCACUUUUGAUUGCAUCUAAUCCAGUAAAAUACGGCAAACCGUUUCAAUUAUCAUGUGUUGAGGCUCUGGCUGCAAGUCUUUAUAUUCUUGGUGAACACAAUCAAGCAACUGAACUGUUAAAUAAGUUUUCUUGGGGUCAUCAAUUUUUAACAUUAAAUGACCAACGGUUACAAUCUUACGCGAAAUGUUCUACUAGUAAAGAAAUUCUCUGUUUUCAAGAACGUUUUCUGGAUGAAAUAACGCGUGUAGAUAGCUCAAAUACUGAAUCAUAUGCUGAUAUUUACGCUGAACUAGAUAAACAGAUUUCAGCUGGUUCUUCAAGUUCUGAGUAUUGUAGUUCGUCAGAGGAUUUCACGGAGCAAGCAACAAAAACCCAUUCACCAACUGAUGAUAAUUCUGACCAACAUGAUCCCCCUAUGAUUGAAGGUGAAAAAAUAAACAAGGUCAUCGCUAAACAAAUCGAUACAUUGGUUAGUUCAUUUGAACGAACCAAACUUUUCAAAGAAUGUGGCAAAAAUUGGGAUCGCUUCUACAAGCGUAAUGGUGUUCGAUUUUUCAAGGAUCGCCAUUGGACAACACGCGAGUUUACAGAAUUAUCAUCCUUACAUAACAGAACCCCAAGAUCUCUUCUUGAAGUCGGUUGCGGUGUUGGAAACUUUCUAGUCCCUUUAAUUGAAAGCAUGCUUUCCAUUUCAAAAGCAGGUAUAAAUAUAUCAGAAGAAUCUUGUCGUGUUUCAAAAACAAACGGAAUUUCAAGGAUAUAUGCUUGCGAUAUUUCACAACGUGCUGUGGACAUAUUGAAUGAGCGUCUCAAGGAACUUCCAGCUAAUUGUAAUGCAUUUGUUUGUGAUGUAACCAAACCCUAUUCUUUAAAAGCUGCUUUGUCCUGUUUGAAUUCAGUUAGUGAUCAAGAAUUCAACAAUACUGAACAUGGUGUUGAUCUAGUAACAUUAAUUUUUGUGCUAUCUGCACUAAACCCACAAGAAAUGCUCACAUGUCUUUGUAAUGUUGCAAGCAUCCUUUCACCCGGCGGGCGACUUUUGUUUCGUGAUUACGGUCAAUAUGAUCAUGCUCAAUUGAGAUUUGGUAGGGGCUCUCGUUUAUUUGCUGAUCGACCAUCCUAUGUUAGACAAGAUGGAACACUGUCUUACUUUUUUACAAAAGACGAACUAUCUGAUUUAUUCUCAAAUGCUGGUUUGUUUGUGCAUCGCCUUCAUUAUGUUCACAAAGAAACGAGAAACGCAGCUAAAGACCUGUGUGUGCAGCGUGUUUUUCUACAGGCUGUUUGUGAGAGGCCUGCUUCAUAGUGAAUUCGUGUGGAGAUAAUGGUACUUAUGUGUAUUACUUAUUUUAUCAGAAAUUAAUAUCAUUUUGUAUAUACAUCCUUUUGUAAAUAAAUAAAAAUGAUUUCUAUUCUGG
This is a messenger RNA of Schistosoma bovis, 3112 nucleotides long. The record is from the annotation of a GenBank genome assembly. NCBI's taxonomy places the organism in Eukaryota, Metazoa, Platyhelminthes, Trematoda, Strigeidida, Schistosomatidae.